Chrysochloris asiatica (Cape golden mole) is the source of this 867-nucleotide messenger RNA. RefSeq names its product chromosome unknown open reading frame, human C19orf66 (gene SHFL). Bases 1 to 867 code for a protein of 288 amino acids. The transcript is spliced from 8 exons. Gene Ontology annotation, biological process: innate immune response; viral translational frameshifting. Gene Ontology annotation, molecular function: ribosome binding; sequence-specific mRNA binding. Lineage: Eukaryota; Metazoa; Chordata; Mammalia; Afrosoricida; Chrysochloridae. The record is from RefSeq and is a predicted model, not a curated record.
AUGUCUCAGGAAGGUGUGGAGCUGGAGAAGAGUGUCCGGCGCCUUCGAGAGAAGUUUCAUGGGAAGGUAUCCUCCCAAAAAGCGGGGGCGCUGAUGAGAAAGUUUGAUAGAGACCACACAGGAGUGGGGCGCUCCAUCGUUUACGAGGUAAAGCAGAAAGAUGGACAGGAACUGAGUAACGACCUACCGGCUCAGGACCCACCUGAGGCCAUGAAGCAGGACCAAGACAUCCAGUCGGUGGCCGCCUCGCUCAUGCCACUGACAGCAGCCAACCUACGCAUGUUCCAACGGGCUCACAACGACCUGAUCCCCGCCGUGGACCGGCAGUUCGCCUGCCCCUCUUGUGACUAUGUCUGGUGGCGCUGUGUACCCAAGCGGAAGGAGGUAUCCCGAUGCCGGAAAUGCUGGGAGCACUAUGACCCGGUGCCAACUGACAAGAUGUGGGGCCUGGCUGAGUUCCACUGCCCGAAGUGUGGGCACAAAUUCCGGGGCUGGGCACAGAUGGGGUGCCAGUCCCCCUGCUACAGGUGCGGCUUCCUUGUGUUUCCGACGCGGAUCCUGCCCCCACGUGUGGACGGAGACACACAACGUCGCAGCACCCACACCCAUUCCUGCUCGGCUGCCGACUGCUACAACCGACGAGAGCCCCAUGUGCCUGGGACAUCCUGUGCACACCCCCAGAGCCGGAGACGGAACCACCUGCCCAAAGUCCUCCACCCCAGCAACCUUCACAUCAGCAGUGGCUCCACCGUGGCCACCUGCCUGAGCCAGGGGGACCUCCUGGACGACCUGGAUGACCUCAUCCUAGAGGACCUGAAGGAGGAGGAGGAAGAGAAGGAGGAGGAGGAGGGUGGGCAUGGGGCGUGA